This is a messenger RNA of Rhea pennata, 1305 nucleotides long. RefSeq names its product C1q and TNF related 5 (gene C1QTNF5). Bases 143 to 874 code for a protein of 243 amino acids. NCBI's taxonomy places the organism in Eukaryota, Metazoa, Chordata, Aves, Rheiformes, Rheidae. The transcript has 3 exons. Gene Ontology annotation, cellular component: cell projection; plasma membrane. Gene Ontology annotation, molecular function: protein binding. The record is from RefSeq and is a predicted model, not a curated record.
GAGGAGAGACACAGGGAGGAGGGGGGUGGAGAGGCUGCCUGCGCUCGGGCCUCCGGCAGAGCGAAGCGGCCAGGAAGAGCUGCGAGCCCUCCGGAGCAGAGCGCAGCGGGAACUGGGAUCGCCCCCCUCCGCAGCCAACGAGAUGAAGCAGCUCUUCCUCCUCUUCCUCUUCGGGCUCAUCGCCAGCUCUUCCCAAAUCGAGGACAACAAGAUCCCUAGGCUGUGCUCAGGGCAGCCAGGCAUCCCGGGGACACCGGGCCUGCACGGGGGCCAAGGGCUGCCAGGCAGAGACGGCCGAGACGGCCGGGACGGGGCGACGGGGAUGCCAGGGGAGAAGGGCGAGAUGGGCCCUCCUGGACCCCCCGGCCCCCGCGGGGAGGCGGGCAGCCCCGGCGUGGACGGCCUGCACGGCGAGAAGGGGGCGCAGGGCGAGUGCGCGGUGGCCCCCCGCUCGGCCUUCAGCGCCAAGCGCUCCGAGUCGCGCAGCCCGCCGCUGGCCGACCAGCCCAUCCGCUUCGACGUGGUGCUCAUCAACGAGCAGGGCCACUACGACCCCGCCACGGGCAAGUUCACCUGCGAGGUGCCCGGCCUCUACUACUUCGCCGUCCACGCCACCGUCUACCGCGCCAGCCUCCAGUUCGACAUCAUGAAGAACGGCCAGUCCGUGGCCUCCUUCUUCCAGUACUACGGGAACUGGCCCAAGCCCACCUCGCUCUCGGGGGGGACCCUGGUCCGCCUGGAGCCCGAGGACGAGGUGUGGGUGCAGGUGGGCGUCGGGGACUACAUCGGCUUCUACGCCAGCGUCAAGACGGACAGCACCUUCACCGGCUUCCUCGUCUACUCCUACUGGCAAAACUCCGCCGUCUUCGCCUGAGCCGGCCGGCGGCUGCUGAGCGGCCGGGGCGCGCGCCCCUUCCCCUGCGCGCCGGAGCGGGCGCCGGGACGCCCGCGCUCCCCGCCCCGGCUCUGCCCGGCGUAGGGCAGAAACGCGGGUGCUCCGCCGCCCCGGCGGCGGCGGGGACCGGCCCUCCGGCAGCGCUGCGCAAGAGCCUAGCGUCAGCCGGGAGCGGGGCAGAGGCAAGACGCCCCACGCCCGGGAGCCCCAGCGACCCGGUCGUCAUGUAUCGCUCGCCGCAGCCGCCCCGUCCUGCAGCAGCCCCUGACGGUGCCCGCUUCUCUGCGCGCCCUCGGUGCCGGGCGAGCCGCCCGGACCGUGCCGCCGGCAAGUCCGCGGCCGGGGGUCCGGCUCGCUGCCCUCCAAGCGCCUCCUCCUCCGCCAGCCCUCAAUAAAGGGGUCCGCAGCCA